GUGUUUUAGAUCACCGGGAAUUCUUCGUUUACAAAUAACAGGACACCGACCUCCCCGCCCCUCGGUCCUGGUAAAGUCGCACCGGAUGUGACGUCAGACAACAACAUAACAAUAGGAGUCCGCAGAGGUGAGUGACAGCAGCGAAUAGCCGGCCGGUGUUUAUGGAGUAAAAUAAUUGAUCUAUUACAGAAUUGGAACAUUCCAGUCCUACGAUGCAGAUUUAGGAGUGGUAGUGCAAGAACCGCAGAUCCGCCAUGUCUACCUUAAACAGUCUGGAGGGCCCCUCGGAGCUGCCGGGGGAGGACUGUGUCAGCUUUUGUCUGUCUGCCAUGCCUGACAUUAAAGUAGAACAUGUUAUGGACUCGAGCACAGAAGAAGGCCAGGCUCAGAAUGUGGCAAUGGGAAUGAAGUUCAUUUUGCCAAACAGAUUUGACAUGAAUGUCUGUUCUCGCUUUGUGAAGUCUCUAAAUGAAGAAGACAGUAAAAAUAUUCAAGAUCAAGUCAAUUCAGAUUUGGAAGUAGCUUCUGUCUUAUUUAAAGCUGAAUGCAAUAUACACACUUCACCGUCUCCGGGUAUACAAGUUAGACAUGUGUACACACCAUCAACAACAAAGCACUUUUCUCCCAUCAAGCAGUCUACUACACUGACAAAUAAACAUCGAGGCAAUGAGAUAUCGACCACCCCGCUGCUAGUGAAUUCCCUGUCUGUUCAUCAGCUGGCUGCUCAAGGGGAGAUGGUCUAUUUGGCAAGCCGACUUGAACAAGAAAGUGUGAUUAAUCUCACAGAUGAAGAAGGCUUUACUCCUUUGAUGUGGGCUGCAGCACAUGGGCAGAUUGCAGUGGUGGAAUUCCUUCUACAAAAUGGGGCCGAUCCUCAAAUCCUUGGAAAAGGACGGGAAAGUGCCUUGUCACUAGCUUGUAGCAAAGGUUACACGGAUAUAGUAAAAAUGCUGGUGGAGUGCGGAGUAGAUGUCAAUGAAUAUGACUGGAAUGGAGGAACACCACUGCUGUAUGCUGUACAUGGGAAUCACGUGAAAUGUGUGAAGAUCCUGUUAGAAAAUGGAGCAGAUCCAACCAUUGAGACAGACUCUGGAUACAACUCCAUGGACCUGUCUGUAGCUCUUGGCCACAGGAGUGUUCAGCAAGUCAUUGAGAAUCAUCUCCUUCAGCUUCUCCAAAGUAUAAAGGAAUAAUGGACCAUUGUACCUAA
This is a messenger RNA of Rana temporaria (common frog), 1210 nucleotides long. It is a transcript of the gene ANKRA2, whose product is annotated as ankyrin repeat family A member 2. Gene Ontology annotation, molecular function: protein binding. The record is from RefSeq and is a predicted model, not a curated record. Gene Ontology annotation, cellular component: cytoplasm; nucleus. NCBI's taxonomy places the organism in Eukaryota, Metazoa, Chordata, Amphibia, Anura, Ranidae. Bases 255 to 1193 code for a protein of 312 amino acids. The transcript has 9 exons.